Messenger RNA from Effrenium voratum, 2555 nucleotides. Lineage: Eukaryota; Dinophyceae; Suessiales; Symbiodiniaceae. The record is from the annotation of a GenBank genome assembly.
UUGCGGGGAUUGAGCUGAGUCGCGCUCGCGGAGUUUGUACCGGUUGUCGGGAUGUUUGGUGGGCCUGGCGCCCGGGUUUUCCUGAGGUUCCAGCCUGACGCGCGCCAAUUUGUGCGGGCAGCGGCAGCGGUUUAUUUGCGGAGCCAUGGGAAAGGGGCAGAAGUGGGAUGUCUUGAGCUUUGCGAAGCAGGAACUGGCGGAUUCGGAUGUGGUGACGCUGGGGUUGAAGAAAGGCACCCACUACGGGGAAGUUGACGUUUCACAGAACCAUCUGACAGCUAAGGGGCUCGACCCAGUGGUGAAGUUUGGCAUCCGCUGCCCGGAGUUGCGUGUGUUCAAGGCGUUCAAGAAUCAGAUUGGAGACGAUGGCGCUCGUCAUAUCGCCAGGCUGAUUACAAGCUGCGCAUGCCUUGAGGAGAUCCACCUGUCGCACAACCAGCUGACAGGCAAGGGCGUGCGCAUCAUUGUUGCAGCGGCCUCCAACCGCGACAAGCAGCUGAGUCCCUUGUGGCUUCGCUUGGAACAUAAUUUGGUGACGGAGCCCAUGGCCCUUUUGCACGAGCUGGCCCGGGACUUCAGCGUGUGUGGGCGUAGCGAUGAGUGGCGCUGCAACAGCCGGCACUGCGCUUGGAAGAGGCGGAUCCAUGUGCCGUUCCUGCACAUGCAGCGGGAGCCAGACACAUCAGACACAUCAGACACCUGGACCGGAUGGCAGAGCAAGACGGUUGAGAAGCUGUUCCGGACGUAUGAGGACUAUGACUGGAGUUACUGGCCCGAGCCGGUCAAGCCAAAGAUGUUGAGAGUCGAGGAGUGGAAUGGAGAUCCUGAAGCAUGGAGCACGGCAGACACGAAGGCGAACAAGAAGGAGCAGAAGAAGCAGAAGGAGCAGAAGAAGGAACAGCAGAAGGAACCGAUCGAAUGGGAUACUGCAAAGACGGACUUGAAGACGGUCCCAAACAAUAUGUCCAAAGAUGAGCAUGGGCCACGCGAGACGGAGCCCCAGAAAUCCAAAGACGUCAAGAAGGAGUCCAAGAAAGAGCGAGUCAAAGCUGCCGUGCAGGCUGCUGUGCAAGCUGCUGCAGUGCCAGCGGCUCCAGUUUUGCCUUCAGAGCGCGAGAGCGAAGCUUUUGGGUGGAACGCACCGGAUUUGCCAGUCGACCCGGCCUGGGAUGGAGCGCUGCAACUGCAGUACAUGUUGGUUCAGAGCUGGAAGUUGGACGCGUUGCUGCAGGCCAAGGAGCAGACUGUUCCAGAAGAUGCCGCGCAAGCGGAGGCUUGCAUGAAGGCGUUAGACCAAAUUGUGGAGGAUUUGGAACCGGAGCGGCAGUGGAAAACUCACGCUUUUGGUAGCAUGACGACCGGCUUUGGCUUGAAGGGCUGUGACUUGGAUAUCAUGCUGAGAGUUCCUGAUGCCGCACAAGCAGAGGAAACCGACAGCAAAGAGAUUCUGAUGAAGCUGCGGAAAGUACUCUUGGGCAAGCCAGAGUUCAAGGUGAAAGAAGUGAUUUUGUCGGCCAGGGUCCCCAUCUUGAAGUUGGAGUACCAGACGCGAGACGUCGACAUUUCGGUGAACAAUUUCAAGGCCCUGGCGAAUUCCAAGCUUUUGGCCGCCUACGCACAGCUGGACCCGAUGAUUCCGGAGUUUGGCACUGCUGUGAAGCUUUGGGCCAAGGCAAAUCAGAUCUGCGGAGCGCCGGACGGCAACUUGUCGUCCUACGCCUUCAUCUUGAUGGCGAUUUACUUUCUGCAGGUCGCCAGCGGCGAUGAGGUGCCAUGUUUGCAGGAGGGCCUGGCGAAUGAUCUGGAAGAUUUGAAGGAGCGACUGGGUCAAGAUGAUGUAAAAAGCUGGCGCCCAAGCGAAGUGAAAGAGUCAAGAGGUCUGUGGAACCACUUGGCCGCAUUUUUUGCCUUCUAUUCCAAUAGCUAUGGCCCCACCUGUCGUUAUGAGCCUUUCCGCUGGGGCGAGGAGGUGGUGUCUGUACGCCUGGGCCAGAAGUCUCGUGCGCUGAAUGUGGACUCGGAGGAUUUUCGGGCGCUGAGCCGCCGGCAGAAGGGAGUUCUGCACAUCGAGGAUCCAGUCGACCCCAGCCGCAACCUGCGCGAUGUCUUCCGGCCCGGGCGAGAGGAGAUGCUGCAGCAGGAGCUAAAGCAAAGCCACAAGGUCUUUGUCUUCCAGGCACAGACUGGGAUGAUUCCGGAGGUUCCGGAGAGUGGGCCUUUGAUUCAGAGCCGCGAAAGACGCUUUCGGCUUUAAGGCUGCGGAGUUCGGCCCAAGCUGGUAACAGACAGUAUUGCCAGCAUCUCGGGAUGCUGUCCAGGUGAGUUGACAUAUAUACAGCGCAUCCGAUGCAGACGCAAUGAUCCCGGCGCGGGCAGUAGGUCAUGUUCGUUUCCGCCGUGCGUUUGCCUUCGCUCUCUUCAGGACCCAAGAGUUUUGAUACUGCCCUGAAGCAUUCAGCAUUCAAAGGGUUGGCCAGGCGGGUCUGAAUGCAACAGAUGCAUCAGUUUGGGGCAUUUUGAGGCUGACGUCACCAUUUUAGACCUGGGCCUGUUGC